AUGGCAACUAGUGGAAACAAUACGGCGGUGUACGGGGGUGAUGAGAUCAAUGCGAUUGUCUUAGAUCCAGGGUCAUAUUACUCGCGGGUCGGGUACGCUGGAGAUGAUUUCCCCAAAUUAGUAAUUGAAUCGGCCUAUGGUGAAAGUAAAGACGGAGGUAAACGAUUCUAUGGCGAUCGCGUAGGACUUGCACGGGAGAAUUAUGAAGUCAAGCCAAUCAUCAAAGAUCUGAUGGUAACAGAUUGGGACGCAGCAGUAGAACAGUACCGGUACUGUUUUGAAGAGUAUUUGCAAUUACAAUAUGACGAACAACCAAUAUUAAUCACCGAGCCUGUUUGGACUCAACAUCGGUACCGUCAGAAACUUAUAGAAACAUUCUACGAAGAAUUUGACUUCCCAGCUUUAUAUUUGGCAAGGAAACCUACGUGUGUUUCAUUCCAACAAGGUAGAGCCAAUUGUUUGGUUGUUGACAUUGGACAUGAUUCAGUUAGUGUUACUCCGGUUAUUGAUGGGAUAUCACUUUUGAAAAAUUCAAUGAAAACAAAUUACGCUGGGGCUUUUAUUAAUGAUCAUAUUGAAGACUUAAUCAGCAGUCAAUACCCUAAACUCUGUACUGAUUCCUAUUAUAAGAUACGAAGCAAAACCCCUACUACUUAUCCAGAGCCUGCCCAAUGUGUUUACAGAGCACUUCCCAAUGGUGGUAUUGGUGUCACUCCCCUGUUCGAUACAUAUAUGAAGCAACACCUAUGGCAUGAAGUUAAAGAAGCAUUGGUUGAAGUUCCUGAUUCCAAAUUACAUGGUGGUAGUAAAAACAUUUCCAACUCAAUAUAUAAUCAAGAUCAAUACAAGAGACAGUUUCAGUUCCCUGCUGGACAAUAUGUUACUUUUGGAAUUGAACGGUUCGAAUUGGCUGAUUGCAUUUUUGAUCCGGUUAGUUAUUCAUUCAAGAAUGCCAAAUAUACCGAGAAAUAUCCUCCAAGCAAUGGGGAAUUAACAUUGAAGAAUACCCAUGAAGAUUAUAAGCCAUUGAAAAGAGCAAGAAAAGCCGAAUCAAACCAAUCAACACCUCCACCUCUGGAUAGACUGCAUAUCACUGGCAUAAGAGGAUUAACAGAAUUGGUCUCCUCAACAUUAUCUAACAUCGAUAUUGAUUUAAGAGCACUGACAGCCCAUAAUAUUAUAGUUACUGGAGGAGGAUCAUUGAUACCUCAAUUGACCGAUCGGUUAUAUAAUGAAUUAUCCAGUAUCAAUCCAGGGUUAAAGAUUAGGUUACAUGCAGUUGGGAAUGCCAGUGAAAGAACCAACCAAGCAUGGAUUGGAGGAUCUGUGUUACUGUCGUUAGGAACUUUCCAUCAGAUGUGGGUUUCUAAACAUGAAUAUGAAGAAGCCGGACCCGACCGGAUACUUACGCAAAGAUUCCGGUAA
Molecule: messenger RNA, 1425 nt
Organism: Lizanozyma spartinae
Lineage: Eukaryota; Fungi; Ascomycota; Pichiomycetes; Serinales; Debaryomycetaceae
Gene: ARP4
Product: Arp4p
Exons: 1
Coding region: 1-1425 (474 amino acids)
Biological process (GO): regulation of transcription by RNA polymerase II
Cellular component (GO): SWI/SNF complex; NuA4 histone acetyltransferase complex
Molecular function (GO): chromatin binding
Source: RefSeq, a predicted model, not a curated record